CUGCAUCUAGGGUUUGAUUUGCGACCAAUUUAUAUACACUCAAAGUAGGGCGGCUGAGUCGUCGUCUUCAAUUGCUGAUCGCCGACGAAUUGCAGAUCCGCGAGUACAAUGGGAGUAUUUACGUUUGUUUGCAAGGAAUCCGGCGCCGAGUGGUCGGCGAAGCAGCUGAAUGGCGAUCUCGAGGCUUCAGCAGACAGCACUUUCAACCUCCAGCGGAAGCUCGUCCAAGUGGCCCUCUCCGCUGACUCCUCCGGCGCUGUUCAGUCCAACUUCUCCUAUGUGACUCCUUCGUCGGCGGUUUUUCAGGUGGUCAUUGGUGGUGCCGUAGGCGGUGGCGCAUUUGUCGGUGGUAGCAGUGGUGGUGGUGCACCGGCAGCAUCCAGCGGUGGUGGAGCUGCUGAUGCCCCUCCUGCUGAGGAGAAGAAGGAAGAGAAAGAGGAGAGCGACGACGACAUGGGAUUCUCACUUUUCGAUUAGGUUUAUUUUCUAUGCUCUUUCCAAGUUUUGAAUCAUUGAAAAAGGUUUUGGAUUUUGGGUGUGAUUUAACCUCAUGCACUAUUUGUCCUUUGAAUUUUGGGUUUUCAAUCCACAAAUUUAUCAAUCAUUUGUGUGUGUUUUAUUUUUUUCAAUUUAUAUGAUUCAGGGUUAUGAAUGAAUUAGUAGAAUCGAUCAAAAUAUGGAUUUGUCAAAAAAAAGAUUGAAUGUAUGAGUAGUAAGUGGUAACUAACCUAAAGAACCAGGGCUGUGUUUUGUAUCUUGGAAUGUUCUUGAACAAAUGCUUGAGCACAAUAUUUUAGUGUACAGAAAACUAUUGGAAGCAUAUACAAACACAUCCUGAAGUAAAGUUAGAGAAUGAAUGAUUAAAGUAGCAGAAAGGCACACUGAAAGUUUAGGCUGUUAAGCGUUUGAAGUGCUUCUAAAAUACUGACUAAAACCUUCCAACAUUCUAAGCAGGUCCUGUAAUGUAUAAUAAUAUUAUAGUACACAGUACUGAUGGUCCAGUAGAAAUAUAUAAUAGUUAACCCUGUUUAACACUUGGAAGAACACAGGCAGAUUCAGAUUCAGAUCCAGAUCAAGAUCAAGAUCCCUCCCAUUGAAGAAUUAAAUUGUAGCCUGUUCAUUGCCCUUGAAUUUCUGUCCAAAAACAAAAUUCAAGAUUGGUUGCAGUUUGGGAUGUAAGAAUGCAGAAAACCACAAGUUUAAAGGUAACAAGAAACUCUCACCAUCUCCAUACAGCUGCUCGAACCGGGCAGCAAUGUGUUUCCCAUAAGUGUAUUUCUUUAGUGCUGGAAGAUGGUCUUUAACGAGGCCAAGCAACAUCUCCCGUUGCUCGAUGGAACAUGUAUCCAGAAUCUUCUGGACAACAUAGUUUGCGUACUGGUCUUUCAUAAGAACC
Andrographis paniculata is the source of this 1396-nucleotide messenger RNA. RefSeq names its product 60S acidic ribosomal protein P3-like. Gene Ontology annotation, cellular component: ribosome. Lineage: Eukaryota; Viridiplantae; Streptophyta; Magnoliopsida; Lamiales; Acanthaceae. The transcript is spliced from 2 exons. The record is from RefSeq and is a predicted model, not a curated record. Bases 109 to 477 code for a protein of 122 amino acids. Gene Ontology annotation, molecular function: structural constituent of ribosome.